This is a messenger RNA of Daldinia vernicosa, 1735 nucleotides long. Its product is annotated as PDT-domain-containing protein. Gene Ontology annotation, molecular function: chorismate mutase activity; prephenate dehydratase activity. NCBI's taxonomy places the organism in Eukaryota, Fungi, Ascomycota, Sordariomycetes, Xylariales, Hypoxylaceae. Gene Ontology annotation, cellular component: cytoplasm. The transcript is spliced from 3 exons. Bases 370 to 1380 code for a protein of 336 amino acids. Gene Ontology annotation, biological process: L-phenylalanine biosynthetic process. The record is from RefSeq and is a predicted model, not a curated record.
CUAAAUCCAUGCCGCUAAAAGUUAAUAAGGUUCUACUGGGUUUAAUGGCAACUAGGCUCCGUAGCACCGGGGCGCUUGCUUGCAAUCGGCGUCCGGAGAUCGGGUUCAUGUCAAAAAUCUACAUUUGAACUCGACGGCGCGCCCUUUACUCAACUCGGCCUCCCUUUCAUCGACAAGUAAUGGAUCCUAAAUGAGGCUAUAACAAAGAGUGUAUUUCUUUCUCUAGGUCAGGGUUAUAAGCUAGCUUAUUGGCUUGUUGGCUUGUCUGGUUCUUCAUUGUGUCCUUCUCAUCCUGUCUUCUCACUGUACCCUACAACACGAGACGAGACAAGACGAGAUAAGACGAGACGGAAACGAAGAUUUAUCGGGAUGGAGCCAAGCGGUGGACAACAGCAGGAAAAUGGCCAGAAUGGCCAGGAUACAAAACCGACUGUGUGUUUUUUAGGUCCGGUUUCAUCUUAUACGCACCAGGCUACACUAGACACGUUUCCCACAGACAAAUUUAACUUUCUCCCCGUAGACACAAUUAAAGACAUCUUCGACACAACGCAAUCCGGCCGCGCAGACUACGGCGUCGUGCCCUUCGAGAACUCAUCCAACGGCUCCGUAGUCUUCACUCUGGACCAGUUCGCCGACCGCGCCGGCGAGUAUCCCGACUUAGCCAUACACGCCGAGAUCUACCUCGACGUGCACCACUGCCUAGUCGGGCACUACUACCACCGCUCCAACCGGCUAAACCUCACGCACGUCAAGCGCGUGUACAGCCACCCCCAGGCCUUCGGGCAGUGCACCAAGUUCCUGCGCGAGACCCUGCCGGGCGUCGAGACCAUAGACGUCAGCUCGACCAGCCGCGCCGCUGCUCUGGCCAAGGAAGACGCCACCGGGACCAGCGCGGCCAUCUCGAGCGCUACCGCGGCGCAGAUGCUCGGCUUGGACGUCCUGGCGCGCAAUAUCGAGGACCGCGAGGACAACACCACGCGGUUCUUCGUGGUGCGGCGCCGCGGCGCGCCUGUCUCGGCGCUAGAGGAAGCCCUUAGCGAGCGGCGGCGGGCGCGGGGGCACCAAGACGCAGAUGGAGGAGACGGGGAUAGCGAUAGCGACAUCUACUCGCACAGCAAAUCCCUAGUGUCCUUCACCGUCCCGCACCGAUCCCCCGGCGCCCUGGCCGACGUGCUCGAGUGCUUCCGGCGCGCGCGCCUCAACCUAACCAGCAUCAACAGCCGGCCGAGCCUAGCGCAGCCGUUCCAGUACGUCUUCUUCGUCGAGUUCGAGGGCCAUCGGCUGCGGGACCCGGAGGGCCGGGUGCGCGACGCGUUGGCGAACGUCGCGGCCGUGGCGCAGAGUUGUCGGUGGUGGGGGAGCUGGGAUAAUAUGCGGUAGGAAGGAAAAGGGGGGGAGGAAGCGUAUUAGCGAAUGAAUGAAUUGAAUGGACUUGGCUGGAGUGGGAUGAAAUAAAAGGGGGUGAGGGAAGGGAAGGGUGAGGCGGGAAAGGGGGGAACGGGGGGAGGAUAGGAAAAUGGAAAAUAAAAAUAAAAAGGGGGGUGAGUGGUCUCGGAUGUGUUAUGCCGAGAAAAGUUCUAUCGGCGUUUUAAGUGAGCAUAUGCUAUGUUAUGUUCUAUCUUCUACCCUUCUAAAAGGGGAUGGAAAGAGGGGACGAAUUAUAAAAAGAGAAUAGGAGAUAUAUACCUAGAUAGACAUCUAUCUUAAAAAUAUUCAUCCUUAGCCAACCAUUAAG